Falco peregrinus (peregrine falcon) is the source of this 1990-nucleotide messenger RNA. It is a transcript of the gene CPPED1, whose product is annotated as calcineurin like phosphoesterase domain containing 1. Bases 89 to 1027 code for a protein of 312 amino acids. Lineage: Eukaryota; Metazoa; Chordata; Aves; Falconiformes; Falconidae. Gene Ontology annotation, molecular function: hydrolase activity. The record is from RefSeq and is a predicted model, not a curated record. The transcript has 4 exons.
GCCGCCCCCGGCGGAGGCGGUGCCGCCCCCUCGGCGGCCUGUGGCCAGGCGGCGGCUGUCGGCGGCGGCCGCGCGGCGGGCGGGAGCCAUGGCGGCGGAGGGGGACGCGUUCGGCAGAGCCCGGGGCAGGACUCUGGCCGCCUUCCGCCAAGAUGAUGAGUACCAAUGGAAGGGGCCCUUCUACUUCAUCCAAGGAGCAGAUCCUCAGUUUGGACUGAUGAAAGCUUGGGCAGUUGGAGACAUCAACAAUGGAGAUGAUGAAUGGGGAGAAGAAAUCAAAUUAACAGAGCAAGCGGUGCAGACCAUCAACAAACUAAACCCUAAACCCAAGUUCUUUGUGUUGUGUGGAGACCUUGUUCAUGGAAUGCCAGGAACUCAAUGGAGAAAGGACCAAGAACAAGAUCUAAAGAAUGUUUUGAAGAACACUGACCAGGAUAUACCAUUGGUAUUUGUCAGUGGAAAUCAUGAUAUCGGCAAUACUCCAACAAGAGAAACAAUAGAUAAUUAUUGCAAGAACUGGGGAGAUGACUACUUCAGCUUUUGGGUUGGAGGUGUUUUUUUCCUUGUGCUGAAUUCGCAGUUAUACUUUGAUUCUUCCAAAUGCCCUGACUUAAAGCAAGCCCAGGAUGCGUGGCUCAAUGAGCAAAUGGCUACUGCUGAAAAACAGAAAUGCAAGCAUGUAAUAGUGUUCCAGCACAUCCCUCUGUUUUUGAGAAAACCUGAUGAAGAACAUGAUUAUUUCAACUUGGAAAAAUCAGUUCGUCAAGAGAUAAUGGAAAAGUUUCAUAAAGCAGGCAUUAAAGCUGUGUUUUCUGGACAUUACCAUAGGAAUGCUGGAGGGUCCUACAGAGGACUGGAAAUGGUGGUUUCAUCAGCAAUAGGAUGUCAACUGGGAGAAGACACGCAUGGGCUUCGAGUGGUUGUUGUCACAGCUGAAAAGAUUGUUCAUAGAUACUACAGUUUAAAUGAACUGAGCAGUCAAGGCAUAGAGAAAGAGCUGCUAGAUAUGCUUGCAAAGCAAAAUUAGGCUAUGUCAAAUGGUAUGAUUUUUUUUCCAUAUUAGACAAAUAAAAAGUUUCAGAAAGCUUCCCCCAGGUGAAGCUACAGUUUUCUGAUUGUGCACCAUGCCCCAGAACAGAUCUCAAUUUGUUAUCAUCCUAAAUAACAAGAAAGCUGUUGACAUGUUUAUCUUGUUGAAAAUGAGACCUGUGAGGAGUAUGGAAAAAUAGCAGAACUAAUACGGUAAUCUAUCAUUGAAAAGAACUGUUCUGAGAAUUUUUACUUUGCUUCUAGAGAAGACUUUCUUAUGAGAGAGGAACGUAUCAGAGUGAGAGUUGUAGCUUCUACACAACUCUAUUUUAGUUUCAUAUUGAGAAAUUAUUUUAUCAUCAAUAAAUUUACUCAUUUCUGUUACAUUCUGGAUAAUAUAAAUGGGGCAUUUUUUUACUCUGUAAAAACAAAACCUCUGAAAUCACCACAGUCCCACUGACUUUUAGCAACCUUUGCAUCAGAUCUUGUUACCUAGACAUAGUAUUUUCUACCAUUUCCCAUAUGUUACUUCCUUAGUUUUUCAGAGCCAGCAGAAAUACGGGAGCAAACACAUUCUGUUUAGCAGUCACAGCUCAGGUGUCUUUUUAUAUCCUGAUUUUAUGUAAUGGAAAGUCUGUAAAUGAAGCUAAUAUAGGUGCCCCUGACAAAAACUAAACAUGGAAAAACUAUUUUCCUUUUGAAAUUUAACUACCAUUCAAUUAACACAUAUUCUUGCUAUAGCUUCAAAAGUUGGAAUAAUUGCAUGGGGAGAAUAUUCUGUACAUAAUACUGUUAUCAGAAGUCACUUUGUUGAUUCCUAGACAAGGGGAGAGCUUUGAUUUUCAAAUGCAGUAUGAGAGUGCCUUACUGUAUUAUUAUACAAUAUUGAAUGUUGAAACCCCUAAAAAGUGUAUUUUCUUCACUGGGAUAAGUCUUUAAAAAUAAAUUAUAUAAAAUGAAA